CCUCCUCGAACGCACUACGACAACAACAUGCGACGAAAGUGUGUCAGAAGGAAAGCAUCUCGGUCAAUAGAGUUCUAACUCUCUGCUGACGAACCACUGUCUGAGCUGUCAACAUAAAAGACUGGGAGCUGUGUCUUUUAUUCUGGUUUAACCGCUAUCUGACAGGAUGGGCCGUGGUUACUUAGUAGAGGAUGCUGUGGAGAAAUAUCUGUCUGAACUCUGCACACAACAUGCAGUUCCAGUCACAGGACUGCUUAUUGGACAAAGCUCAACCCAAAGGGAUUUUGUCAUCAUGGCAACACGUACACCACAAAGGGAGGAAUCACCCUCAAAACAAGAGACAUCCCCUGACAAGGAGUGGGUUACAGAGCACGCCCGACAGGUGUCCAGAAUGUUGCCUGGAGGACUGUCUGUUUUGGGAGUCUUCAUAAUCACAGAGAAUGAUGGCAAGGACACACAAACCGCACUCAGACAGCUUGUGUUUGCAGUGGAGAACCUGAUCUCUUCAGAGCGCCUGUGGAGCCCCGCAGAUGACGACGUCACAGACUGUGUCACACUGCACAUCAACCCUAAAACCAGAAAAACAGUCUGCAGAACCUUUGAUGUCAAAGACCCCAAGUGCAUGGCCAAGCCUGCAGACUGGAAGUAUCAGUCUGGUGUGUGUUCCUCCUGGUCCAUGCUCUCAUGCUGUCUUAAUGUGGACAUGUUGGUACCACUCCCAGACAACAGGGCCGUCACUGAAGACAUGGAAACAUGUCUUAAGGAUGGUCUGAAAAUAUGGGCUGACAAAAUUUGCAGUGGAGUUUGUCUGAUUGAUGGGAAAAAGCUGCCAGAAGACACGGAGCUCACAACAGGACAGAAAAGAAAUAUGAGACAGAUAUUUACCACCCAGCUGCUCAUCACACAGAAUGAACAGAGGUCCACCAAAGAUGUCAUUCAGUCAUGUGGAGGCAGUGUGUCAGUCAGAGGAACAGUCCAUGCAAGAGCAUAUCUGCACAACAACAAGCCAAGGGCUAAGCUGGCUGAGAAGUUGCUAAAGAGAGAUGUAGUUUCCACAGUGGCUACACGGGUUCAAAUGCUUCUAGAGGAGCUGCUGACAUCAGAGGUGGAGAGCAAGUCAAAAGAUGGUUGGUCAACUGAACAACUCUGUCUUCCUCGUCGGGUAUUUUGUCUUCUCAAAGGGGCUGGAUCACUGUGCGUGUGUGAUUACCAGUUCAAUGAUGAAGGCCCCGGUGAGGUAACUGACAGACUGAAGGAGAUGCUUGACAUUGAUGCAGCCGAGGAAGACUUGGAUACCAGGCAGGAGCUGAAUGCUGAAAUGGUAGCACAUGUUGUUGAAACAGAGUCCAGUGUGCCUGUGGAUAGUUUGCCUGAACCAAAGAAAAGCAACUAUGCUGGUGCCGCCAUUGCUGCUGCUGCCGCUGUACUUGCUGCUGCUGCAUCGAUGCUCUAUCUCAGUGAAGCCUGACAUGAAAACAAUGAUACUUGAAUAAAAUAAAGUUUAUUUGUUCUAAA
Cynoglossus semilaevis (tongue sole) is the source of this 1515-nucleotide messenger RNA. It is a transcript of the gene odr4, whose product is annotated as odr-4 GPCR localization factor homolog. Lineage: Eukaryota; Metazoa; Chordata; Actinopteri; Pleuronectiformes; Cynoglossidae. Gene Ontology annotation, biological process: intracellular protein localization. Gene Ontology annotation, cellular component: endomembrane system. The transcript is spliced from 14 exons. Bases 167 to 1468 code for a protein of 433 amino acids. The record is from RefSeq and is a predicted model, not a curated record.